CUUGACUGACGGCAAAGGUGAUAUCAGGACGAGUGUUGGUAGAUAGGUACAUCAUCAUCCCAACCACACUUGCAUAGGACCAGUCAUCCGUCAUUGCCUCUUCGUCGGUAUCCUUCCCAAGGGGAUGAUGGUUAGGAGUAGAUGGAGUGGGACUUGUGUUGCAGUGAUGCAUUCCAGUGGCCUCAACAAUCUUGUCAAUGAGGGCUGGUUGCGUCAUGUCGAAACCUCCAUCAGGUACUACGCUCUCACAGAUGAAUAAAUCAUCCACAAAAUAGGUUACCACCAUCAUACCAGGCUUUGCAAACAAGCAUUUGUCUUGAUGGGACUGUUGCAGGCUGAAAAAAUGAAGCGGAAUCAAAUGAAUAGGGCUCGAGCUAUUUUUGACGUUCGUUUAACGGCUUUCACCCCUGCUGCAAAAUUCAAAUAUGUUGCCCCAAUCUCUUCACAUUUUUUUUGACGGGCGACCAUGACGAAGAAGCUUGAAAAGGAACUACGAAAGGUGCUUUUGCCUCACUUUGAGUCCUACCAGAAACAAGGACAGCUCGAUGAAGCAUGUGAGCUGUCAGUAGAUGCUAGCGCCAAGCAGUUGAUGACCAAACUGCAACAAUUGGAAGUGUCUACGCGGCUGGAAUCUUUGACGUUGAACAACAAGAACGAUGACGAGGAGGAACCAUCGGACUUUGAAGAGGCGCUGGGAAGGGAACUCGUCCAAUACAUUGACGCGACUGUCUCCACAGAAGCCUCCAGCGACCUUCAGGACUGUGUGGACCGUGUCUUGUCAUUGAGUGCAGCCAUUGCCAUUCCUUUUACAUCAUCGCAGGAUCAGCAUCAUGUUGGAUCCAUGGUGCUCUCACGUGCCCUAGACUACUCGGUGGUGUUGCUGGAGCGUGUGCGAGGACAUGGCUGUCUGUUGCUGGGAAAACUGGUGACUAGCUUGAAGAAACUACAACUUGAAAAGACCGACAAUACAAACAUUUUGGAAUGGAUCGAUGAGAGCUUGGUUGCUGUGGAGGAAACGCUUGAACCUCGUCUCCAGGAUAAGGCUCAAAUGGUGCGAAGUCACGCCAUCAAGGCAGCCGGUGCCUUCUUUGUGACGCCCGACGAUGAAGAGGCUCACAGCGAUAUUUUGGAAGCCAUGAUGUGGAACAUGGCGCAUGAUCCAUCCGUCAACAACCGAAUUGUGGCUGUGCAGUGUACUCCAGCCAAUCCCACCACCAUGGAUGAAUUGAUUGCACGUGUGAGGGACAUCAAGCCCAAAGUACGAGCCGAGGCAUUGACUGUUCUGGCCAAGAAAACUCAGGGGAUCUCUCACUUGACCGAAGCGCAGAUGGUCGACUUGAUUCGCUUUGGGUUGACCGAACGAUGCCAAGCUACAAAGAAAGCAGCUUCCAAAAUGAUUUGUUGUGGCUGGAUGAAGAGUGCCAAAUACGACCCAAUUGCGCUGCUCCAGAGUUUGAAUGUGCUGGACAAUGAAGACGAGGCCAACCGAGCUCUGGAAGUUGUCAUGGAGGCGGCACAAGACAGCAAUAGCGAUCUUCUGGAAGAGCUGAGUGACCCCGAGCAGAGAGCGUUCUGCAGUGGAGUGGCCAAGGCGGCCGAGUGCAUCAAGAAUGGCGAAGGAGGCGACGAGGAACAGCAACUGCAACCCGAGAAACUCUUCUUCUUGCGGGCUAGAUGCAAGAGUGUUUUGGCUAGCAAAACUUUGACUUGGGCACAACAAGACGCCAUCACCAACAAACUCAUUCCAGAUGUCCCGCUUCUCUGUGAAGUUAUUGGAAAACACGCCACGAUGCUAAUCCAAGCCAUCGAUGACAAUGAUGAAGCAAAGGGAGAUGUCGAAUCUUUCAUUUGUCUGCAACUUUUGCAGCUGGCAGAAGUUUCCAAUCUCAGCGAAGAAGGGAGCCGCCGCCACUUUGCCUAUGUCAUGAAGGACAUGCUUUCGUCCAUCAAGACGCCAGAUGACUUGGUAGAAGGGUGUAUUCAAGCAUUGCGCUUGACUUGUGUCGGAGAGGAUGAAAUGGCCGGCAGCAUUAGUGCCAUCAUCAAAACAAUCAACAGCAAAGAAACCGGCGAGACUGAUACCGAUGGAGAAGAAGAGCCAGACGCUGAACUCACGACCAUCAAGCUGGUCCGAACCUUGUCAGUCCUCACAGUCUACCUCGAGACUGCCUCCAGUGAGCUAUCGUCCAAUCCAGCUGUGGAUGACUUUGUCAAAUGCAUUGUCCCUAGUGUCACUCACAAUGAUACCUUGGUUCGCGAGGCUGCCAUUGGGUGCUUUGGCAAGCUGGGUCUUUUCGCAGACGAAACGACACUCUUGUCCGAAUUCAAGCCACUCAUGCUGCAGGUUGCUGCUCACGAAGACGAAAAACUGGAAAUUCGUGCCCAAGCUCUACUGGCUCUGGCCGAUUGGUCCAUGAUCUUCUCGGAAUGUCUCACUGCUUGCCAUGUCGGAGACAACGAAGAAUUGUCAUUUACGGAAGUCGUUCGAGAAUUGCUAGACGACGCUCGCAUCUCGGCCGUUUGUGUCGCCAGCGAAGUGGCGGCAAAGCUUCUCUUUGCUGGCAAAGUCUGUGACAGUGAAUGGAUGGCCAAACUAUUGACAAUCUACUUUCAUCCGCAUUUUGCUGACAUGGACGCGGACGAUGAGGAUAUUAAGGAAGUUGGCAGCCCCGUUCGCCUACAGCAGCUACUGGGACUCUUCUUCCCAGCCGUGUGCAUCAAGGAAGACUCUGGUGGUCGAGACGCCUUGAUGGGUUCGAUCGCUUCCAUCUUGGACCUUGUUUACGUCCAGACACCCACCAAACUCAACAACUCCAAUGGCAAGAAGUCGAGAAAGAAAGUUACUUGGCCCGUCAAAGACAUGGUGCUCUAUGUGUGCGAGACGGUCAACUCCAAAAACGAAGAGGAAGAAGAUGACGCUACAGUGGUACAGGGCAGCGGCGAGGACGACCCCGCCAACACCACUACGGCCGGUGUUUCGGUCGCACAAACGGAAGCUGUCGAUAUGAAUAGUUCAUCGCUCCUGGCAAGCAUUCAGUUGGCAGACUUUCUCGCCAAGCAAAGCCACAUCCUCACUACUACAGACUCUCGCACACUCUGCAAGCUGCUGGGAGCAGCAGAUUUUGACGCCGAAGAAGAAGAGACCAAGAAUGUAAAGUCACUAAAAGAAACCAUGGAGGUGUUGGGCACUCAAAUUCUCGACGAAACAAGCUUGAACUGUCUUUCUGAUUUGAACGAGUAUCUCGCUGGCAUUGAAUUCGACUCAGAAUCGGAGGAGGAAGAAGAGCCUGGAGCAGGAGACAUUCGGGGAACUGCAUCUGACGACGACGAGGGUGGUGGAGACGACAACGAAAUCGAUCUUAGCGACGAUUUGAUGAAAUCCUUGGAAGAGCUCAAGAUUGACGAACCCUUGAACAAGGAGAAUCCGGGCAAAUCCACCAAGAAGCGUUCCAGCAAAGGGAGAAAGAACAGCGGCGAAAGCACUUCAACUCGUCGUUCGCGCCGCCUUCGCACCGUUAACUAG
Seminavis robusta is the source of this 3523-nucleotide messenger RNA. The record is from the annotation of a GenBank genome assembly. NCBI's taxonomy places the organism in Eukaryota, Bacillariophyta, Bacillariophyceae, Naviculales, Naviculaceae.